AUGACUGAACACCCCAACUACAAAUACCGACCUCGACGGAGGAAGCACAACAAACAGCGCGUCACUUCCGGCCCAGCCCCCAGGGUAGGAACAUCGCUCCCUAGUCCCAGUCUGCCGAACAUGUCGCCCAGGUACGCAGGCUACAUCCCCAACGCGAGCCUAUCGCCUACGCUGCAGCAGCAAACGGCCUACUCACCAAUGGACUUCCCGAGUCCUGGAGGUAGCGUCGACUACACGGCGGAGAAGAGAUUCAGCCCGGAUAGCUACAAGUUCAACAGCCAGUAUGGGUACGUGGGGUACCAGACCUACCCAAAGAGUCCUUAUUCGAUUCAAAGUGCCGAAGAAACCACCCCCUCGCAUAGUCCCGAACCUAAGUCAAGAAACACACCGGGAAGUCCUGUGGAAGAGAAGGAGGUAGCAGGUAGCAAAACUCCGGAUCUGUCGCCUAUGGACCAGGAUAAAGAUCAGUACCAACAAUACAAAGACGAACAGAGGAAUGCCUCCAUCCAAAACCACUCGCCUAGCACCAGUAUCAGCCCUGCCCAACAAAGCUACAACACUAGAGUGCAGAACUAUAGGCAACCGAACACGAACUAUACCAAUACCCAACCAAUAACGUCGGUACCGAUGGCGAAUGGCCUGUAUAUAAUGUGUGCGAAUAAGAGCAGCGUUGAGCAAGGGCAAAUUGUCACAGGCACGUUUUAUCCUCCAGUUGCGACGUCUCAGGACCAGGAACUGCUUGGUACUUCCCAUAGCAGCCUCAACACCGUGGCUGCUAAUAACCUUCAGUAUUAUAGCACGAAUAUGCAGCCUUACUAUGGCAAGGAAUACAUCUCUUACGAGCAUCAGGAUCCCAACAAGGACUCGUUCUUGGCGUACCAGCACAUGAAGGCCAUGGAAAAGGCCGACUAUCUCCACGCAUACAAACCGAAUGCUGUGGAGGAUUCUUACGAGUAUGCCCAAGAUGGUAGCCAUCUGGUCCAAAGUUACAUACCCAACCCCAGUGAGGAACGCAGUGAUGUGGAUAGUGACGAUGUGGACACUCGCGAGUUUGACAAGUACCUCAAAUACAGUAAUUCCGAGGUGAAUGCCAUCGAUUCGAAUCAUAACUACCAUAGGAACGAUGGAACGAAUCCGAAUGCGUCAUAUAACUUCCAAGCCCAGCACACGUCUGUGAUUUUGCCUAAUAGUAAUGUGAAACCUGAACCUUUUAUCGGUCACUGCCCGGAAGUGUACGAGUUGGCUACAAAUGGUGUGCCCAAGAACGAAGAUGACUUUAGUGAAAUUUUAGCUGGAGUUCGUAAGACAUGCUUUAGUACUUGA
Messenger RNA from Phaedon cochleariae (mustard beetle), 1323 nucleotides. Lineage: Eukaryota; Metazoa; Arthropoda; Insecta; Coleoptera; Chrysomelidae. The record is from the annotation of a GenBank genome assembly.